GCAACUCUCGCUUUGCAGCAGCGUCUCCGGGAGGCCGUGGCGGUGCUGGGCGGGGGCGGCCUUCUCUGCGCCUCGUACCUGGUGGCCGUGGGUGAGGAGCGGUUCUACGCCGAGCGUCUGAUGCCGGGGCUGCAGCGGUUGCUGGGGCCCGAGACCGCCCACGUGCUCGCCAUCCGCCUGCUCAGCCUGGGGGUCCUGCCCCGCGUGGCCCAGCGCGACUCGGCCAUGCUGGAGGUGUGCGUCCUGGGACGGAGGUUCCGGAACCCAGUGGGCCUGGCGGCCGGCUUUGACAAGCACGGGGAAGCCGUGGACGGGCUCGCCAAGCUGGGAUUUGGCUUUGUGGAAGUGGGGAGUGUCACCCCACAGCCUCAGGAAGGGAACCCCAAACCUCGGGUCUUCCGGCUGCCAGAGGACCAGGCUGUCAUUAACAGAUACGGCUUUAACAGCCAUGGACAUGCCGCCGUGGAGCGUAGGCUUCGGGCCCGGCAGGGAGCACAGCUCCAGCUCACGGAAGCUGGGAUGCCCCUCGGAAUAAACCUGGGUAAGAACAAGGGCUCGGCAGAUGCUGCGCCAGAUUACGUGGAUGGGGUCCGGACGCUGGGCCCGCUGGCCGACUACCUGGUGGUGAACGUGUCCAGUCCAAACACGCCGGGGCUGCGGGACCUGCAGGGCAAAGCCGAGCUGCGCCGCCUGCUGGCCAAGGUGCUGGAGGAGAGGGAUGCCCUGAGGUGUGAGCGCAAGCCGGCUGUGCUGGUGAAGAUUGCCCCUGACCUGACUGCCCAGGACAAGCAGGACAUAGCCAGUGUGGUGACCGAGCUAGGUGUGGAUGGGCUGGUCGUCACCAACACCACCACCAGCCGUCCCAGCAGCCUGCGGGGCACCCUGCGCGCAGAGCCUGGCGGCCUCAGCGGGCGGCCCCUGCGAGCACUCUCCACGCAGACGGUCAGCGAGAUGUACGCCCUCACCCAAGGGAAGGUGCCCAUCAUUGGCGUGGGCGGGGUGAGCAGCGGGCAGGACGCACUGGAGAAGAUCCGGGCCGGGGCCUCCCUGGUGCAGAUGUACACGGCGCUCACCUACCAGGGGCCCCCUGUGGUGGGGGUGGUGAAACGGGAACUGGAGGUGCUGCUGAGGGAGCAGGGGUUUCAGAGUGUCACAGAAGCUGUUGGAGCAGAUCAUCGGUGCUGACGGGCGUGUGGUGCUGUGAAUGGGGCUCUCUGCGCUGCCCCCGGAUGCCCCAGCCUGGAGAAGCUGCAGCACCCUGGGAACAGGGCUUGGUACCUCUUGGGUGUGAGCCAAUCUGGUCUUUGGACUGAGUCAUCCCCUGUGUAGAAUGUGGGUGGGUGGGGGGGUCUCGUGAUGUACAGAGACCCCUGAGUGGGCUAACGGGGUCAUGGUGAGCUUGUGGUCUCUGUCCAGUGGUGCCCUGGGCAUGUGGGGAAGGCUCCCAGCUGCCCUGCAUGGAGGGACCUGAGCAAGGCCUGGGCAGGGGAGCUCUUCCCAGAUGUCUGCUGAGCAGUGCUGGCAGUGUGGGGCCGGGCUGAUCCUUGCCAAUCCUGAGCAGCUGCAGGUCGGGGUCCCUGCCCUAUGAAGCUGUGAUGCAUGCUCUGGUGGCACGAGGCCUGGCCCGCUGCUGGGGUGGUGCCAAGUCCCUGCCCCCCUUCUCCAGCUGGGAAGUCUUCGCGAUUUGCCUGCGAAGGGGCUCGCCUCCCCCCACCCCCCAUGUGGGUGCACAAGGCCUUGAGCCUGACGCGGCCCUGGCCAUGCUCUUCAUGGAGCCAGCUGGGCCAGGCAGUGCCCUGAGCAGCGUCACUGGCAGCCCUGCUGUGCGCCGCUGCCCCAGCCCAGCCCUCGCUGGCUUGCAGGGCCCUGCCUGAGCGCUGGCUUGGCCUUCACCUCCCUGGCCAUAGCUGUCUGUGCUGCUCCCCGGGACUGGCUGGCUGGGGGCUGUAUCUGAAGGAGACUGGGGUCGGGGGACCAUUCCUGGGCCUGGCUUCUCACUGGAUUGUCAGUAAACUUGCUGCUCGUUCAGUCUCGUGUCCCUUUUGGUUUUUUUGUUUUUUUGGGGCGGGGGGGAGGCUUGUGGCUCUCGUCCCCAGCAGCCCGGGGGCUGGAGCAGUGGUUCAGGAUUCCCUUAGCCCUACAGCCCCCCCAGCCCUGGGCGCUCUCGGGGAGGGGCAGGGUGCUGGCAGCUCGUGGGGCUGUGCAGCUGUCACUGGAGCAGGGUAGCUUGGCUGAGGAGCUGCCUGGGGUGUAGGGGGAGGGGCUGGGCUGGGCUCUGCUCAGCUGUUGCCAGCUGCAGGCAGGGGGCCUAGUGCCCUGCUCUUGUCUGAUUUUUAGGAGGUUAAUAUUAUUAAUUUGGCUAAUACUGGUUAUAGGUUUGCCAGUUAAUCUGAUUAGAAGAUAAUAGGGUUUUUGUUUCAAAAUCAGUGCAAAGGACCCUCGGGGGUAUGACAAGAUACUUAUACUGAGACAAAUAUAGUCUUCAAGACUUUUAUUGAGAUAAAUGGAAUUAUAAUGGUAAUUAAAUGGUUUAAUAGUA
Messenger RNA from Chrysemys picta bellii (western painted turtle), 2539 nucleotides. NCBI's taxonomy places the organism in Eukaryota, Metazoa, Chordata, Testudines, Emydidae. The record is from RefSeq and is a predicted model, not a curated record.